GUGUGGACCAUAUUUUAUCUUCUUUCACGAAAGAGUUCUAGUCAGCGAUCAUGGAUUUCGGCUUACCAAUACCACACUUACAAGUGUCACAGAGAAGACCAUUACAUGAACGGCGCCACAGAAGACGUCCACGAGAACUUUACCGUAGUAGGAGCAGACACAGAGAACAUAACCAAUCAUUGGUCAUUUUAAAUGAUGAUGAUGCUGAUGUACAAAAUGGCUCUUGCAUUGAUCUGACAAGUGGGGAUGAAGAUGUUAUCGAUCUGACGAGUCCUAAUCCCAGUGGAUCAAAUGAUACAAAUGUUGUAGUACUCUCAGGAACAAGUAACACAGAGACCAGGAGGCGACACAGAAACAGAAGCAGGCGUAAUCGUAAUCGUGACAACUCGGAGGAAUCUGAAAAUGAUGUCAUAGAAAUCUCCCAGUCUUCUAUUGAACUUCCCUUACCCAUAUCUUUUGACAGCGAAAUAGAGAAUGAGCCAUCCACUAGUUCUAAUAAUUCUAUAACAUCACCACUGCAAGAGAUUAACUGCCCAAUCUGUAUGGAUAGCAAGAAACAGAUCCAGAAAAGUGGCCGACAGUUGGUGUCUACAGUGUGUGGUCAUGUAUUUUGCAAGCCUUGUAUAAAAGCGUCCAUUAAUACCCAUAAGUUUUGCCCCACUUGCAGGAAGAAACUGACGCUUCGACACAUUCAUCCACUGUUUAUAUGAUAGGGAACUUCUAGAUGUGGUGCUGUAAGAUUGAUAGUUCUGAAAAGGCCAUUUUGAAAGUAUGUCAGUUAACAUUGAUGGAAUGUAUGUGGAUUUCUAAGAUUUUUUCAUUCAUUAGUGCUGACUUUCCUUUGAUGUGCAUGGAUACUGUCCAUCUACAUGGAAGGGAAAAAAUCUGUCAAUUAUUUUUAUGAUCAGGGACUUAUGUGAUUUGGAGUUUCGUGCUAGAUCUGUUGAGCAUAUAUUACUGACAAUUGAAUGAAUAUAGGUGGAAUUUAUAUGUACAUGUAUGAGCAAUUGUUACUAUUGAUUUGAAACAUAGCUAGGACAUACAUGUGUAUAUACAAUAUAUUUAUUUUGACAGUGCAUUAUAAACUUACUUCAACAGCAAUUUGUAUAAUAAAUGUUUGUAAGAAAAAAACAGACAUGCAAGUCUUACACUCCUAUAAAAUCUUUAUUGAAUCAUACACUAUCAAAUAUUAUAUAGCGGAUUUUAACCGCGAGUGUAAAAUUUGGUGAUUGUUAAUUUAAACAAAUUAUUUUAGCAGAAUAUAUUUUGGCGGCAAUAGAGUUCCAAAGCAUAAGAAUUGGAGUGUUAAACUUGUCUGUAAAACCUUUUACUGUCAUCAGAAACAAUUGUCAGACAUUUUUUUAAAAUGCUUUAUUUACCUCCCAAGCUGAAGAGUGCUACAUUUGUACCGUUGGCAUUUUAAAAAAGACUGAUAUAGAGAGUUAUCUUGCUUCAGAAAUUACAUACUGUGAUUGCAGACAUAAUUGGGUGCAUCAAAAUUUAUGUAUUUCACACUAAGAGUAUUGUAUUUAUUAUCAGCAUCUUGGAAAAUAAUUUGAAUACAGUAUUCAGAAGUCAAUGGAAAUGUACUGUCCUUAACAAUGUCUUUCAUUUUAGUCUUCACAUCUGAGACUGAUCUUUUCAAAAUGAAGGGUUUUAGUUGGUGAUUUUUGAUAUCUUGAUCAAGAUUAUUGAUAUUUGAUAGUGUAUGUGUAAAUUAGUUGUGCCUCUAAAGCAUGAUAUUUUUUUGUAUUUUUUUUUUUGUAUAUGAAGCAAUGUUUUUAUAGUUUGUGAUUUGUGUGUACUUAUUAGUUGAUUAACUUCUUUUAGACUGAAAAUUGAAGAAUGAUUGGACAAACUUCACUUAUAUUUCUUUUUUUAAUAAUCAUUAAAAAAUUAAGAUUUCUCAUUACACUAAAAUUUUAUUUAAUGGCUCAUUAAAACACCUCAUGCUUCAUGAAUGAGCCAUUUAUUAAAUUUUAUAGUGUACUGAACCACCUUGUAAUUCAAUAGUCAUUGAUAGGAAAACUGUGAAUUAUUUUUGUUAUGGGAAAGAUUGGAAUCAUCCUACCUUUCUCCAUGUUCAUAAUGAUGUGAAGAAUGGGCUAUGUAUGGUAUGGACCUCAAUGUUGCGUGAUAAUUCAAGGAAAAGUUUUGAAAUAUAACCCAGGAUAGUAUUUACCAUUAAUUCUCUGUCACUAAUUGUGGAUUGAUAACAGAAAUAAAGCAUUUUGUCAUCUUC
Messenger RNA from Ostrea edulis (European flat oyster), 2242 nucleotides. RefSeq names its product E3 ubiquitin-protein ligase RNF4-like. Gene Ontology annotation, biological process: positive regulation of transcription by RNA polymerase II. The coding region runs from base 51 to 710 and encodes 219 amino acids. The transcript has 7 exons. NCBI's taxonomy places the organism in Eukaryota, Metazoa, Mollusca, Bivalvia, Ostreida, Ostreidae. The record is from RefSeq and is a predicted model, not a curated record. Gene Ontology annotation, molecular function: transcription factor binding.